Molecule: messenger RNA, 203 nt
Organism: Prorocentrum cordatum
Lineage: Eukaryota; Dinophyceae; Prorocentrales; Prorocentraceae
Source: the annotation of a GenBank genome assembly
GAGGGGCGGACCGAGGAGCGGGCCGAGAGGAUCAACCAGCUGAAGGUGCCCGCGGCCGGGGGCUACCCGCCGCCGCUGUACCCGGCAGCCCUCAGCCCGGGGCGCACCUGCGAGCUGGCAGGCAGCGAGGGCGGCGUGCCGCUGUACGGGGGCGAGGCGUUCGGGGACAUCACGUGGGUGGACGUCACGAACCUGAGGACCAG